UUAAAGCCAUAGCCCUAAGUUUGUUCUUGGGUGUGAUGCUAGCGGCCGGGAAAGCGGCGUUAGGGCUAUGCAGCCGAUCGAUCAUGGCGUCCUCGAAAAAUCCGGAAGAGGAUCCGGAGGAGAGGCCGAUCCAAUCGAUGCUCUAGGCCGAGCGAUGACCAAGAUCUUGAGGCACGAAGCUGCGACUUUUAAUCUGGAUCUCCGGAGCGAUGGCUACUGCAAGGUGGACGAGCUCUUAAAGAUUGGAAUGAAAACUAGAGCUGGGAUACCACUCAGCUCUCACUCCGUGGAGGAAGUUCUCCAGGCCGUGAAGCAGGAUAACAAGCAGCGCUUCUCGACGACCCGGGAGGAUGGGACGCUCUACAUCCGCGCAAACCAGGGGCACUCGAUCAAAGAGGUUCUUUCCGACCACCUCCUGCGAGAGAUCUCGUCCACGGACAAGAUUCCAGUUUGUAUCCACGGAACUUACAAGCACGCUCUUCCCAGCAUCUUGGAGAGUGGUCUCAAAGUCAUGGGACGAAACCACGUCCACUUCGCCACGGGCCUGCCUGACGAGAAUGGAGUCAUCAGCGGAAUGAGAAGCUCUUGCCAAGUUCUGAUUUACCUCGACACUGAAAAGGCUAUGGCGGACGGGAUGAAGUUCUACGUCUCGGACAACAAUGUGGUUCUCACCGAAGGAUUCGAGGGGUGUGUCCCGUGCGAGUACUUUGAGAAGGUUGUCGAGUGGCCGAGCAAGAGGGUGAUUGUUGGUCCUCUAGACCGAGCUUCGCCUGCUAAAGAUGCUCGUCAACUGUGAGAAUAGAGCUCUCAGUCCAGUGACCGGUCGAAGCCACUCGAACAAGCCACAGUCGAUUACACCAGCUUCUCUUUUGCUUCCAUAGUCGAGCAGGAUGUUCCACAGAUCUCCCACUGUCCAGGAUUCUCGUGACAUCCAUUCCACAAUCUGUAUCAUAGUGAGAAACUUGAAAAAAAGAAUAGCUUGUUUACCUCU
Molecule: messenger RNA, 991 nt
Organism: Selaginella moellendorffii
Lineage: Eukaryota; Viridiplantae; Streptophyta; Lycopodiopsida; Selaginellales; Selaginellaceae
Product: putative tRNA 2'-phosphotransferase
Exons: 2
Coding region: 68-796 (242 amino acids)
Biological process (GO): tRNA splicing, via endonucleolytic cleavage and ligation
Molecular function (GO): tRNA 2'-phosphotransferase activity
Source: RefSeq, a predicted model, not a curated record